This is a messenger RNA of Coccidioides immitis RS, 2707 nucleotides long. RefSeq lists its product as uncharacterized. NCBI's taxonomy places the organism in Eukaryota, Fungi, Ascomycota, Eurotiomycetes, Onygenales, Onygenaceae. The record is from RefSeq and is a predicted model, not a curated record. Bases 160 to 2133 code for a protein of 657 amino acids. The transcript has 2 exons.
CAGAUUUCGCGAAACCCCAGCAACGGGGAACAUUUUCUCGAAGAAUUGCACUAGUGACCUCUAACAGUGUCCGCCAGUGCGAUCCAGUUCAUAAACAGAGUCAGCAACCGAGUUGAAACCAAAGAUUUUCAUACAUCUCCUGCCGGUGGCUGUUGCGCUAUGGCGAGCUCUUUAAAAAAGCAAUCUAACCCGACGUCGUCCCACGGAGUUCGCCGUAUUUCGAGUGACAAUCACCAUUCGUCGCCCAAUGGAUCGCCCAACGGCCUUGGAAGGUCGUCGUCCACAAGACAAUCUCCUGCGCCCGUUUCUGCUCGCGCAGCUGCAAGAAGGCCGCCCGGCCGCUCCAACCUAAGCAUGAGCAGUGUUCCGAGAAACUUUAUGAACCCUAAUAAUGUUCCCGACGAUGAUGCGAAAGCCGCAAACUCGACGCUUAUCGGCGAACUCAGACAACAGGUGCAAAAGGCUGAAACCGUCUCUGAUCAGUAUCGCAAGCAACUUGGGGUUCUGCAAAUGCGACUAGAUGACGCGGUUGGAGAACAGACACGUUUCGAGGAACAGGCGCAUGAAAAGGAUGGCAAAAUCAAUUCCCUACAUGAUGAGGUUAAAGAGCUGUCGCGCCAGCUGCGUGAAAUGGAACAGGCCUAUGAGACGGAGCGGACUGCUAUGAUGAAGGACAAGGAAGCUCAUGCCGCCAGGGAAGAAGAGCUCCAGUCCACCAUUCAGCGCCUGAAAGAAACAAUUUCGCAGAAGGAUCUGCGGAUGAAUGUGGAGAAUGAUCGCAAUCUAUCUCGAUCUCCCUCUUUCCGGAACCGCUCCUCUCAAGAUGUCGAGAAUGGCCAGUUCGCCCCAUCGUCACAGCUACAACGCAGCCCGUCACGGAACAACUCGAAAUUAAUUCUGCAAAAGGAUAAGCUAAUCGAGUCCUUGAGACUUGAGCUAGCAGAAGCGCAGAUCAAAUUAAUCGAGAUGGAAAACAUGGGUGGUGGCCGUCAGCAGGAACUGGAGCGCGAACUCCUCGAGGCCCGCAUGGCCAAUGCUCGCUUGAUGGAAGACAACGAGAGUUACCAGUUACUCUUGAGCGAAAAGACCCUGAAUGGGGAUUUUACCAAGGGAGAUUUUAUGCACCAAGCUUCUGCUGACAACGAGAUCAACGCGACUGGAUCCGGCUCCCUAGCCGAUGAACUCGAGUCAGCCGCAGAAGGAGGUGAAGCGGAGUCGCGACGUCGCCUGGAAGCUGAACUGAAGACCCAGGUAGAUCACAACAAGGCCUUGAGCUUGUACAUCGAAAGAAUCAUUGGUCGUCUGUUGCAACACGAAGGAUUUGAACAUAUCUUAGACAAGAGCGACAACGAUGUCCCCGGUAAUCCCCCAGCCAGACCUGCGAAGUUGGAUAAGGAGUUACCACCACCUCCCCCAGAAAGGAACGAAGCUACUGCCCCGACCUUCCUCCAACGUGCCAAGUCGGUAAUGGCCGGACAAUCGACGCGGCCAAAGCCUCGACCUGUCAGCCAACUGAUGCACUCUACCACCUCCCAAGAAGCUCCUGCGACCUCGCAUCCCACACCCCAUGAAAACCCAGAAACCGCCCCAAGGAUCCCCCUGAACCGCUCUAGAACAGUUCAGCACCGCAGAACAAGGUCCGACCAAGCUGACGGGGUAGCUGCAGCCAACGUUGUCGGUCAGAUGUAUCGUGGGCCCGCUGGGCGGUCUCCCCCCUCUGGUCCUAUGAGUCCAGGCAUCAGCCCAACGUUGUCACAAGGUCCGUUCUUUUCUGGCUCUUUUACUUCGAAGCGAAACUCGGGACAGGGAGCUUCAAUGUCGAGCAGAGGCGGGGAGCGAGACAGUGUGAUGAGCGAUCGCAGCGGCGAAAUCGGUUCUCAAGGAACGUCGUCCUCUCCACCUCGACAUAGUUCUGGCAUGAACAACUAUACUGGAGCUGUGAUGACACAAAGUAAACUGCGCCCUCUUAGACUCGUGCAGGAGAACCAAGAAUUAGACAGCGGAGACCAAGGCGGCAAGUCUCCGGACGAUGAAGAAGCGGCCCGAAAGAAGGCCAAUCGAGCAAGCUGGAUUUCCUGGUUCAACCGCCCAGCUUCAAACUCCGUUGAUUCUACCAACACGACGACCAGUUAAACCGGUAGAUACCCAAAUUCCUUUUUUGAGUGUUUGAUCGUCGAGAUUCUACCCACUUAUGCCCCGGUAUUAUGUCUAUCUAUCGGAGGAUGCUAUGCCAUUUUAUUUACGAUAUGUUCUAUUAAUCUUUUGGAAUGCGUGACGGAACUGUCUUCGUUGGCUUAUAUUUUAAUCUUAACCUCCUACUUAUGUGAAACGAAUCCAUUAUUGGAACCUUACACGGAUGAUAUAAAGUUCCCUCGUUCUACGGCAAACGGGCAUCUGGACUCAACGGGGCUAACGGCGACAAGGUGUAAGCCUUAACCGCCAUUGAGUUUUGUCCUACAGUCGCUUUUAUAGACGAUUUCUUGCGAUGUGUUUGGUAUUUGCACUAACACCAUGGUUUGCUUCCGGUGUGACCUUCGGCAACAAACAAUGUCUCUCAGGCUCCUAAGUUUUGUGUCCCGCAUAUGUCUGUUUUAUACCAUCCUCCACUUAUAUAUAUUCUGCAACUUUGACAGUCCUUUGGUUUACAUUUCCAGCUUGAAGAAUACCCUUGAUCUAGGACUAUAUAAUAUACAAACUUUCUACAAAA